ACACGCAUGCCAUGUGCAUGGCUCAACGUGACCGGGAUGAGAGCAAGUCCUUUCGUACGAAUUGGGUGUUUGCCUAUCGACCUACGUGUUACGACGCACCGGAGGGUAUUUAGACUGCCUAUGUAGUCUUCCUGAAAGUCCGGUGAUGUAGGUAAAGCUAAACCGUCUUCCUACAUCUUCCUACUUCUUCCUCUGUGUCUUUCCUUAGCCCAAUUUCGUCUAAUUAAGAUGGCUAUCGGCAGUGUCAAGUCUAGAGUCAGGUCAUUUUUCCGACCUGGCUUAGCUAAGAGGAGAAGAUCAAGUAACACAUCUUCGGAAUGUGAGCACAAGAAAAUAAAGAAUGAGUUGAUGGCGCCAGCCCAGACCGACGCCAUCAAUAAUGCUGCUGUCGGUAUCGAUGGCGUCGGGCUUGAUAUGCAACUCGCUAGCCCGUUCUUCCGGAACCUUCCUAUCGAGAUCCGGAGGAUGAUAUAUAAUCUCGUCUGGACCGGCCCCUACGAUCACAAAUACCAUGCUGGCCGCGGUCGUCACAUUCAUUUCCAAAAUGGCCAUUGGAUUAAUGCAAGAUGUGUCAUGUAUGAGGAUGACGAGGACCUCGAUCUCCUCCAGAAGAAUAUGGACUCAAUGCAUAGUUCGGGGAAAGGUGACUUAGUCAUGUGGCAGAGGAGGCUGGCGUCGACCUGGGGAUGCCGACAUUGGAGAUGCGAAGAAAGAAUGCAAUAUGAGAGAAGGAAGUCGGUGGACCACACUGACUUCAUGUCCAUGAUGCUGGUUUGCAAGCGCAUGUUUCCUGAAGUCGUCGAGUCGAUAUUCGAGUCGCACCAGUUUCUAUUCAAUGACUUCUUCUCCGCACACAGGUUCUUCGUCUACAACCCAUCACCGUAUAUCCCGUACAUGCGUCAUCUGGACCUGUCGCUCAACCUUCCUUUUCACGAAUACGCGCCGUUCGUCAUUGACGCACCAAAAAGCCGAGUCCGCGAACUCUGGAAGGCCCUAGAACGCAUUUCGUGCCUGCAUACUUUGCGCAUCUCCCUUGACAUUUACGAUCGCGGCGCAUGGCGCAAGAUUCCGGAACGGGGUGUUACGGAGCAGCUCAGGAACCUGAAGGUGCUGAAAGAUUUCACCCUCGAAUUACCACCGUCGCUGCCUAUCAAGGCAGACAUCCCAAAUAUGCACAAUCUCGAUGCCCAAGGAGAAGAACCAUUCACGGUUGUGCGCCGCCCUCCUUUGCGAUACUGGCAAUUCACUCCCGGCCAGGUAGAGCGCUUCACGUGGGACACGCACACGAAAGGCCAGCAGAGCCACUGCUUCAUUACUUUGGCUAGAGAGGCGAGGAAUGUUCCGAAUCCGUACUUAUUGGACUUCUUUUGAAGACGCCAUGCUAUAGAUGGUGAGAACGCACGUUGAUUGGUUCUUCGUCGGUAUAGGAGCCUGUAGGGUCUCCAAACAGAAACUGUUUCCUAACAUCACAUGUCUACCAUUAAUCUAUUAACCUCGAAUGACUCAUUUCGGAUAGGGUC
This is a messenger RNA of Annulohypoxylon truncatum, 1520 nucleotides long. RefSeq lists its product as uncharacterized. The coding region runs from base 229 to 1371 and encodes 380 amino acids. The record is from RefSeq and is a predicted model, not a curated record. The transcript has 3 exons. Lineage: Eukaryota; Fungi; Ascomycota; Sordariomycetes; Xylariales; Hypoxylaceae.